Molecule: messenger RNA, 1384 nt
Organism: Papilio polytes (common Mormon)
Lineage: Eukaryota; Metazoa; Arthropoda; Insecta; Lepidoptera; Papilionidae
Exons: 11
Coding region: 38-1237 (399 amino acids)
Source: RefSeq, a predicted model, not a curated record
CUUAAACCAUUCAACAAGUGCGUAUUCAUACGAAAAGAUGGCAAACACAAGGAUUUCAGCUUUUGGCCUGAUCGCCACGGUGCAAGCUAUUAUUCUACUGUUUUUGACUAUAUUUUUAAUUUUACACGCUUACUGUGUAAUUGAUUUUGUUGGUGACACAUUCAUAGCAGUUAUGAUAAAGACCUUAUACUUCCACGAUCCUGGCCUGUGCGGCGACACCAUAAACAUAGGGACUCUGAUAGAUGGAAUAGCCGACCAGGCGUUCAUUAAGAUGGAAUAUGCACCUUUCACCUAUAACCGCACAUUAUACUUCAUUUGGGGCAACUUUGCUGUCGCUAUAUUGUGUCUAAUUGCCAAUGAACUGAUGUUCAUUAACUGGUCAAUAAUUCCAUGGCUUCUGGUCUCAUUGGUAGCUUGCUUGCUAGACUUUUCAGGGAUCCUCAUUUAUCUGAACGAGACUUACGCCACGAAGACCCUGCCCGAUGUCAUGGUUUAUAUAGGAGCUAAAUCAUUUGGCACAGGCAAUUUGGCUCUGGAUACGGCGUCAGUGGCACCCAUCAUGUCUCUUAUCAUAUCCAAGUGUGUAGUCUUCUUAAUCAUAAAUUGUACACUCCUUGUGUGGCAUGCUAUGGACCGGAAUGAUCAAUAUAAUACUUAUGUAAAUGCUAUUGCCGCGGCGGAGAAUCCUAUCUCACCGGCCGACUUUCCGCUGGAGACUAUUGACGUUAGUCCGCAACGCUUGCCGCGACCCAGCCUCUACAGGAAUGAUCGUUUUGUGGCCACGUUGAGACUACGAGAUAUAGAAGCCGACUGCAGCCCCGCGCCUCGAGAACUCACCAUUGCGCAGCGCCAACCAGAACCAUUAUCACGGAAUCAACGCGCUUUCUCCGCCGAGGACAUCCGGAUUCGUGUACCCGACGCCUUACUAUCCUUACCCCAGCGCCUGGAGAAAAUAAUUGCGGAUGAAUCGAAGAAUUUGGAAUUUAGAAAUGAAUUGAGACAAAUUAAUGAAAUAAACAAGAUCUUCGAGGAGUACAAGGUUUGGUGGCUGUCGGAUUACAAACCGGAGAGACGCCUGGACCAUAUGCGCAUGCGCACCGACUCCUUCCCCGUUUUCAAUGAUACUGCGAAGGCAGCCUCACCCUCCAGGAGGAAUUCCGUUGACAGCGUCCUCUACUCUAAAGCUAUGAGGCAAUCAGUGCUCUUUACGUCUCAAGAUCCUGACGUCCUGUAUUAAUAUCUUUGCGUGGUUCUUAACUAAAACGUUUUAACAACAUUUAAGAUUUAUUUUAAAGCCUUUGUAUAUCCAAAGGUAUAUAUAUGUAUUCAUAAGUAUAUAAAGCUCUUACAUUUUAACUAUAUAGCAUACAGAAAUAGAAAUUAU